Messenger RNA from Schistosoma guineensis, 2663 nucleotides. Lineage: Eukaryota; Metazoa; Platyhelminthes; Trematoda; Strigeidida; Schistosomatidae. The record is from the annotation of a GenBank genome assembly.
GGUAAUUUGAAAUCUAUAUUUGACCUUGACCCGUAAUCAAAAUGCGUCGGAGACUUCUAUCUGAGUCCCAAGUUGAUAAGGAAUACUUUAACUCCCUGAUUGAACAACAAAAAGUUGAUGACAUCACGAUUGGUGUUUUCUAUCGAUCUCGUACAUUGUCCGUACUAGUUAUCAUCUGGUUGUGUUUGGCUUACUUCGCUUUUUCAAGGUCCCCUACACAACCACUGCAGUAUAAUUUAUAUCAUGCAUUUAUGGCUGUAUGUGUUAUAUUUUUAUUGAUAUCGGUGAUGAUAAUGCCUAAUGGCCCAUUUAUUCGACCACAUCCAGCCCUAUGGAGGAUGGUUUUUGGUGCUAGUUUACUAUAUUUUUUAUGUUUAGUCGCAGUCGUGUUUCUUCGUCUAGAUGAAGCUCGCGCCAUUUUGAUUUGGGUAUAUCCUGAACUGAAACAUAUGCGUCACUCUGAUAUUCUUGAUAAAGAGUAUGCCGUUAAUUGUAGUCAGAUAUCACUUGCUCGAGUUUAUUCUCAUAUGGAUAUCUUUGCAUUGGCACAUUUUCUUGGUUGGCUUAUUAAAGCAACUCUAUUAAGACAUCAUAUUAUUGCGUGGACUUUGUCGAUCAAUUGGGAAAUAACCGAAGUAGCUUUUUCACAUAUUCUACCAAAUUUCAAUGAAUGUUGGUGGGAUAGUCUCAUCUUAGAUAUAUUAGUCUGUAAUGGUUUAGGUAUACAAUGUGGUAUGUGGUUAUGUCGUUGGUUAGAAAUGCGUGAUUAUCAAUGGGAUUCCAUUCGUAAUAUACCAAGUGCACGUGGUAAAUUAAAACGUGCAUUUUUACAGUUCACACCACGCAGUUGGACACAUACACGUUGGUUACAUCCAGAUUCAUCGAUACUACGAAGUUUUUUACUUAGUCAAUUAAUACUAGUCUGGCAAUUGGCUGAAUUGAAUUCAUUCUUUUUAAAGCAUAUAUUUAUUGUUAAACCAAGUCAUAUUUUAACACAAUUACGUCUACUUUUAAUUACAUGUAUAUCGGCACCAGCUAUAAGACAAUACUACUUAUACGUCAUUGAUCCACAUAUCAAACGUGUUGGAUCUCAACUAUGGCUUUUUAUUGCAAUAAUUCUUACUGAGUUAUUAGUUUGCUUAAAAUUGGGUAGUGAAAUAUUUGAAAAUACGGUCUUCUGGAAUCUCAUUUACUGGGGUAUAUGGAUGGUAUUCAGUUCCUUUUUAACUGUAUGGAUUGGUCGAUAUUUGGCGAAUGGUCAUUCGUCUAAACGGUUGCCAUCGUUGUCACCAGAUAGUCAAGAGAAUAUCAAUCAAUCAUCGUGUAUGAAUUCGAAGGAGAAUUCUAAAGAAUGCGGCCCUUGCUUUGCCAAUCCUCGCCUUUACGUCUGCAUCUGAACCUCCUUGUCCAUCGACGAUGCUUCCCAGAAUAAUAAUAAUAACUUAGAUAAUAAAUCACGUCAAGUGACCAUAUCAGAUGAUGUCAUCACAUUUGAUAGAUUAUCACAAACAAGUACAACCCAUUUAUCAUCGUUUUCGCCAUCGAUAUCAUCAUCAUCAAUGACCAAUAUUUCUAAUCAUGUUAAAAUCGAAUGAUACUACUUACUAAUUAUACAUUAGUAGUAUUAAUACUAAUGGGUAAUCGAUAAUCAGUCGGUGGUACGCAUGCUGAGAGGAGGGGGCGGUUGGUUGUAACCAAGAUCAAUUCACUAUUUUAUUUUCUUGAAUUUUUUUUCGUGAAAUUUAGUCCGUAGUGAUUGUAUUAUUAUUGUUAUUAUCAAAUGAAAUAUUAAGAACACUGUCAGUAACGAUCAGUCAUUGUACUGUAUAUGUGUAUGUAUUUGCAUUCUUAUUUCGCUUCUUUCCACUCUAUUUACUCAAUUUCAUUUGCUAUCUUAUAUUUAAUCGUCCAAAUAUCGCUUGAUAGUGGAAUAGUUAUAUAAAGUGUUCAACGUUUUACUAGUAGAUCAGAGGUUCGAACCAUACCCUGCUCUCUUUGGGGAGUGAUUCGAAUAGCUCCAAGUAAAAAGUAACACUAAACCACACACACACAAGUACACAUUUAAUUAAUAGCUGAAAGUCGGGCAAUCGAAUGAAUCUUGUCAUAUUUACCGAAAUUUCAUCAGUUUCGCUUUCCCAAUCAUCAGUUAGUGGCGAACACCAUGCUUAUCUUCAGUACUACUUUAGUCUUUGCAACAACCUGAAUAUAUUUCUAUGUAUUUUUAUACACAUCAAUUAUACAACUGUCCAUUUUGAAAAAAAAACAACUGGUCUGCAUAAUUUUAAAUAGAGACAUAAUCAGAAUGUUCAGUUACCUUUCGUCCUUCUCCUUCUCCCCCUCCUCUUCCUCUUUUUUUCGCCCUUCUCCCCGUCCUCCUCAUCGUUUCCUCAGUUAUUCCGACUUUUCUCUCUUUGUCAAAUGUAUAAUUCCAUUUUAUUGUUUGUUUAUUUUUAAAGAUCUUUUUUAUUCUUUUUAAAGAAAUUUUAUUCCUCAUCGAAAAAAAAAACUUCUGAUAUACUCUUGUAUAGUUUAAUAUGUUUCUUAACAAUACCAACAACAAUUAUGUCCUAUGGCUUCAAUAGCAAACAGGAGUUGAUUCAUUUGUACAAAAUUUAACUGAUCAGGUGAUAUAUUACUAAAUAAAGUAAUUGACAACCUUAACG